Megalopta genalis is the source of this 949-nucleotide messenger RNA. RefSeq lists its product as uncharacterized. The record is from RefSeq and is a predicted model, not a curated record. Lineage: Eukaryota; Metazoa; Arthropoda; Insecta; Hymenoptera; Halictidae.
UCCGAAUUACGGCACAUAGUCUUCAAGAUUUAUCAAGAGCUUGUCAUAGACAAAAACGAUGUUCCGAAUCUUGCCAAUCUUCGCCAUCUUGGCCGCUGCUCUGGCUGCACCAGUUGCUAAAAACGGAACUAGCUCCCCUGUCUCUGGCGUACUCGGACUAGCUGGAAAUCUCGAACACCAUGUUGCCAAAGGAUUGGGGGAUGCGGGUCAUAUCGUUGGAGAGGGUGCUACGGAUGUCGUGAAUGGAACCGCUCAUUUUGUUGGCAACGUGGCUCAUGGUAUCGGAAGUGAAUUUAAGAAUGCUGCCGGUGCUGCUACCCACCUUGUUGGCAAUGGUGUCAAUGGUGUCAGCGAUGGUGUAAAUGGUUAUGUGAAUGUUUCUGGCCACCUCGCUGGCAAUGUGGCCAAUGCUGCCAUUAACCAUGACAAGGAAGAAGUAGAUGCUGAUAGCCAACUAGUUGGUACCGUGGCCCAUAGUGUUGGAAACGGUGUAAGAGGUGCUGCAAAUACAGGUCGCCGUGUUGUUGAUGACGUAGCCCACGGCGCCAGUCAAGGUGUAAACGAUGCUGUACACGCUCGUAGCGAUGGUGUCGGAAGCGUGGUCAAGACUAUUGGAGAUGGUGCAAAGGAUGCAGUAAAAACAGGUGCUGAUAUCAUUGGAAACAUAGGCAGUGGUGUUAGCGACCUGUUUGGUUAAAUAUUGAAUGCAAAUCAUGUAUCCAAUAUCAUCUGCGAUGGAACAGCGACGUGAAAAACAGAAAACCGUUGAACAAUAAAGUAAAACAAUUUUUAAUCGAGGAAAAUCAGUACCACACUUCAGCAUUAAAUUUUUAAUGAAACAAAUAAACAAUUGAUCUGCUGAAGACUGAUAUAAGUUUAGUUCAAACAAAAAAUUAUAUAUUAUUCUAUGUUAUAAGUAAUUGUUAUUUGCUGCAUUAAUAAAAAAAAA